AUGGAGGUGCGGCCGCCAGCGCCACAGAGCUACUUCUGCCGGGCGCUGUGUCCUUUCCCUCGGGUUUUUGCUGCGGGAGCUGUGGCUGCCGAUUCGGAGAACCAGAAGCUGUCUUCCUACGUCCCAGAGCCUGAUUACCUGGAAUCCGGAUGGGACCGCCUCCGGGACCUGUUUGUCAAAGAUGAACAGCAGAGAACUUCAAAGGAACUUGAGAAUAUUUAUAAGGCGGCUAUUUCAGCAGGCAUCAUUGGCUGGGCAUAUGGAGGAAUACCAGCUUUUAUCCAUGCUAAACAGCACUAUGUUGAGCAGAGCCAAGCAGAAGUUUAUCAUAGCCGGUUUGAUGCUGUGCAAUCUGCACAUCGUGCUGCCACACGAGGCUUCAUCCGGUAUGGCUGGCGCUGGAGUUGGAGAACUACAGUGUUUGUGACUAUAUUCAACACAGUGAAUACUGGGCUAAAUGUGUACCGAAAUAAAAAUGCCCUAAGCCAUUUUGUCAUUGCAGGAGCUGUCACAGGAAGCCUUUUUAGAAUAAACUUAGGCCUGCGUGGUCUGGUGGCUGGUGGCAUAAUUGGAGCCUUGCUAGGCACUCCUGUAGGAAGUCUGUUGAUGGCAUUUCAGAAGUUCUACGGGGAGACUGUCCAAGAGAGAACACAGAAGGAUCGCAAAGCACUCCAUGAGCUGAAAUUGGAAGAGAGUAAAGCCAGACUGCAAUUUACUGAACUCCUCCCUGAAGAAAUUGAAAGUAGCUUACAGAAAAAUCGAUCCAAAGAUGAUGUUAAGAAAAUUGAAGCACUACUAAAUCUUCCUAGAAACCCUUCAUCAACAACUAAACAAGACAAAGACUGA
Molecule: messenger RNA, 846 nt
Organism: Puma concolor (puma)
Lineage: Eukaryota; Metazoa; Chordata; Mammalia; Carnivora; Felidae
Gene: TIMMDC1
Product: translocase of inner mitochondrial membrane domain containing 1
Biological process (GO): mitochondrial respiratory chain complex I assembly
Cellular component (GO): mitochondrion
Source: RefSeq, a predicted model, not a curated record